GCAUCUCUUUCUUUCCAAAGGAAUUUGACCUGGACGUGGUGGCUGUGGUCAAUGACACGGUGGGCACCAUGAUGACCUGUGCUUAUGAGGAGCCCACCUGUGAGGUUGGACUCAUCGUAGGGACGGGCAGCAAUGCCUGCUACAUGGAAGAAAUGAAAAACGUUGAGACGCUAGAAGGAAACGAGGGCCGAAUGUGUAUCAACAUGGAGUGGGGUGCCUUUGGGGACAGCGGGUGUCUGGAUGAUAUCAGAACGAUCUAUGACAAACUGGUGGAUGAAUAUUCUCUAAACGCCGGGAAGCAAAGGUAUGAGAAGAUGAUCAGCGGUAUGUACCUGGGUGAAAUCGUCCGCAACAUCUUGAUUGACUUCACCAAGAGGGGAUUCCUCUUCCGAGGGCAGAUCUCUGAGCCGCUGAAGACUCGGGGCAUCUUUCAGACCAAGUAUCUCUCUCAGAUCGAGAGCGACCGGUUAGCGCUGCUGCAGGUCCGGGCCAUUCUCCAGCAGCUUGGCCUGAAUAGCACGUGCGACGACAGCAUCCUCGUGAAGACCGUGUGUGGGGUAGUGUCCAAGAGGGCCGCACAGCUGUGUGGCGCGGGCAUGGCUGCAGUGGUGGAGAAGAUCCGCGAGAACAGGGGGCUGGACCACCUCAACGUGACUGUGGGCGUGGACGGGACUCUCUACAAGCUUCAUCCGCACUUCUCCAGAAUCAUGCACCAAACCGUGAAGGAACUGUCACCAAAGUGUAACGUGUCCUUCCUCUUAUCCGAAGACGGUAGCGGCAAGGGAGCCGCCCUCAUCACGGCAGUGGGCGUUCGGCUCCGGCAAGAAACGAGCAGCUAAGAGUCCUGGACCCCCAGCCUGCCGCCCUUCCAGCACUUCUCUCUUCAAGCAGCGACCCCCUGUUCUGCCCAGCGAGCUGUGCUGGGAGACGCCAGCGCCAGAGCCCGCCAGCACCACCGCGGGGAGGAAAACAGAAGCCAACUAAUGGCGCGUAACGUAGGGUACAAAAUAGAGUGUGUGCUGUUGGUAAUCUCCCUGACCUCCAGAUCCCUCCUCACCUGCCCUGCCACUUUGCAUGAUUUGACUUCAACCUGGUCGUACGUUCCCCACAUGUGAAGUUUAGUGGCGUCCGUUCUAACUUAUGCAUUCGUCCAACAGUUAUUUAUUGGCCCAAAAUGAAAAGUCACACCAUCUGACAGGCCUUAUGGGCCUCCGCAGCCCGUCCUUGGGGAUGUGUCCCCCGUGUGCAAUGUAUUUUCACCAGCAGACACUGCCGGGACUCCUCCUCCCACGGGUGCAUCAGCCGCCGCUUCCUCCCGGCCCCGCACCCAUUGCUGUCUGGUGUCCCGUCAGGGCGUGUCAAUGCCACUGAACUGUGUGUCCGUGGAACUGGUCAUAGCCACAUUGUGACAGUCUUGCAUUCUGUCUGUCUUGGGGAGGGGAGGUGGGCAGUCCUGCGGGAAAGUAUCUUGUCUCCGUUUGGGUAAAACGAACCAAUCAAGAAACAGUAUGCUCAUUGGAAUUUCCCAUCGCUUUUGUGAGCCAUGUUGUAUGACCUAGUAAACUUUGUACCAAUUCAAA
Messenger RNA from Physeter macrocephalus (sperm whale), 1580 nucleotides. RefSeq names its product hexokinase-1-like. The record is from RefSeq and is a predicted model, not a curated record. The transcript is spliced from 5 exons. Bases 69 to 839 code for a protein of 256 amino acids. Gene Ontology annotation, biological process: carbohydrate phosphorylation; glucose 6-phosphate metabolic process; intracellular glucose homeostasis. Lineage: Eukaryota; Metazoa; Chordata; Mammalia; Artiodactyla; Physeteridae. Gene Ontology annotation, molecular function: glucokinase activity; D-glucose binding; ATP binding. Gene Ontology annotation, cellular component: cytosol; mitochondrion.